GGAGACAGAUAUUUAGAUUUAUUGGCUAUUAUUACAGAUUCUACAUAUAUUCCACCAUAUCAGAGUAAUCGAAACACUCCAAGAAUUUCCAACAACUGUCCCGCAGUUGAUCACAGACACUUCUGCUGUUAAUGGACAAACAAUUGAACAACAAGCUAAAAGGCGACGAAUCAGCUUAACUGGCCAACACAUUUCUGAUGAACCUGCAUCAUGUGAAGAUGAGCAGUUCAUGGUAUCAACAGAAUGGCAGAGCUUAAUGUGGUCAACAUGUCAUCAAUUAACACUAGUUUUAUACUCAUUAUCUAAAUAUGAUGAUUGUUUACAUUUCACUAGACUAGCUUUACAACUAGAACCAGAAAACAGUGAGAGUUGGUAUAUAUAUGUUGAGAUCCAAGAGAAAUUACAGAAUGAAAGAGAAGGAUAUAAAAGUUGGUUGAAUCAUAGAACUAUACCAGAUAAUAAUUCUUCUAUUAUAGCUAGACAAAUACAACAUAAACAGUCUUCAAUAAGGUCAUUGGAAGAUAAGAAGAAUGAUGAAGUCCAUCAAAGGGAAAGAAAAUAUCUUCAAUUAGAUGUUAAAGCUUUACAGUAUUUUGCCCAACAAAAAAGGUGAUACUGACUUAUCAAAGGUCCAAAAAGAGAAGGAAAUGCAAUUCAUAUUGCUAGGGUUAUGCUAAUUUUGCAGGUUUGUUCUUACAUGCACUUCCAGAGUAAAUUACUUCUUUGUUAUGAAUCCUUAGAGGCAAAAGAAGAAUUGGAAACCAAAAGAAUGAGUAUCUAUUUCAGUUUUCUACUAUCUUUGUGCUUUGGUUGGUAAAUUUGUCAAUUUUGUCUAUGUGAUGUUGAAUACUUGAGUCAAUAAAAAUUAUAAUUUUUAAUACUGAAUGAAUAGAAACAUCCCUCACAUAAAUUUCAUCUGUACCAUGUGAAAUACAAUCUUUAAGUGAAAAUUUGUGGUCAUGUUUAUAGUUCUAUCAAUGCAAAUUAAAUGGUCGUUGUUAUUUUUUGGUUAUUGUCAAUAAAUCAUGUUAAA
Molecule: messenger RNA, 1033 nt
Organism: Lottia gigantea (owl limpet)
Lineage: Eukaryota; Metazoa; Mollusca; Gastropoda; Lottiidae
Exons: 5
Coding region: 230-613 (127 amino acids)
Molecular function (GO): protein binding
Source: RefSeq, a predicted model, not a curated record